This is a messenger RNA of Drosophila pseudoobscura, 2875 nucleotides long. It is a transcript of the gene mav, whose product is annotated as TGF-beta domain-containing family member maverick. The transcript has 2 exons. NCBI's taxonomy places the organism in Eukaryota, Metazoa, Arthropoda, Insecta, Diptera, Drosophilidae. Gene Ontology annotation, molecular function: cytokine activity; growth factor activity. Gene Ontology annotation, cellular component: extracellular region. The record is from RefSeq and is a predicted model, not a curated record. The coding region runs from base 472 to 2739 and encodes 755 amino acids.
CAUUUGCUAUCGGGUAUUUUAGUCGACUAAGUGUUGACGCCCGAGCCGAACCAUCCGAACAGGUUCCGCCGCCGCGACGUGCAUUUGUUGAUAAAUGUGAAAGAGACAAAAAUAUGUACAACUUUCGAUAAACUGUGAUCAUACAUCAUUUAUUUACUUAUACUAAAACAACAGUUUUCUGUGUUGUUUUCCUGAAUACAUAUGUUCAUAUGUACAUGCAUCCGAAAUAUCAACUCUUGAAACUGGAAGAAAACAGAUGCUCUAGCAACGUGUGGAAUGUGUGUUCUCGUAAAUAUGUAUAUAUAUGUACUGAUAUAUACAUAAAUAUGUAUAUGUGUGAAUUUACAUACUUAGAAUUGAUCAAAUUUAUGUCAUUUUAAUAUGAGGCUCACUAUGUAUACUGCGUAGAGAGUAGUAGUAGAGAGAGUAUCAUUAUCAUACACAGAAACUUGAUGGCCAUGUGGAAUAAACAUGAUAAUAGAGAGUAAACCCAAUUUUCCGGCCAAAUACCAAAAAUCACCAAAAAGGUGUAAUCUGUAUAAAUGCGUUACCGUUUCCCGGGAUACAAAGAAUGGCUUUGAAUUUCGUCACAUGAGACGGUUACACCUAUGUUAUAUAUGGAUUCUUUGCCACUGUUAUUAUUGUUAUACCACAAAUAAAAUAAGUGCCAAACGGCAACGGGCGGCAUAUACCUUCAUAUCAGCGUCGAGCAUAAAUCAAAUUCGAUCCAAGCUUGCUAUUGUACAUACUCGAACAUUUCCCACUAAAUUUCUAAAGUAUUCGUUAUACAAUUUAACACAGGUAUGGUUAGUCAUUCUAUUCCUAUUGCUAUUCAUGGUUCUUCAAGCCAAUGGUCAAGGCAUUUUUGGGCCAAUGUCAAAAUCAAAUGUUAACGACAAUCCCCAUACGCUGCAAGAGUUCAGGCAACAGGAUAGCGUAGAAAUUAGCUAUGACUAUAGGAGCAUGCAAUUUCAAAGUUCAAACGGUAGAGCUCAGAGCCGGCAAACCAAUCAACAACUACAAAAAACAACUCAAACCAAAAGUAAAAACAUUAAAAAUAAAAUAAAUAAUAUAUUUAAUCAACAAAAUAAUAUACAAAGCAGAGGAGGAGAGUCGUCGCUUAAUGAAAGUUCAAAUAAAUAUAGUCUGAUUAUUCUAAGCCCAGAGACCCAGUCGAAUAACGUAAAUAAUUCAGCAAUGGAAGUUAAGAAGAACAACAGUAUUCCAAUUCAAAAUAUCCGUAAAAGAUACAUAAGAAAUACCGGGAAGGAAACGGAGGCUCACAAUUAUACAAAAAAUUAUAAUUACAAGGCACUGAACGGGAACCGGAUUGAUGAAUCGAAACUUAAGCGACUGGUAAUGAAUGGUCUUGGAUUGAAGAAGAUACCAGAUAUGAGAAAGGUGAACAUAAGCCAAGUAGAAUACUCAAGAAAGUACGUUGAAUACUUAGACCGCCUUAGAACCAGUCAUGGAAGAGGAGUCAGUUAUUUAAGUAACGAAUCUGGAGAGUCGUCCCGAACGGAUUUACACAUAUUAAGCAUUGUAACUAAUAGUUUUAACGACAUAAGUGAGAAACGAUGGCGUCAUAAGCGAUCUGUCAAGAACGGAUUAAGACAAACAAAGAGAGGAAAAUCUAAUGAAAACAUCCAAUUCGACCCAAGGGAUAAGACCAAUAUUCUCUUGCACUUUCCCCUGACAAACGUAAAUGAUGCAAACUUUCACCAUGAUAAAAUUGACGAGGCUAAUGUAAGGCUAAUGCUGCUCUAUAGUUCAGCCCUUGCAACCAAUAGUGGACAACGGCAAACAACUGGCAAAAAAAGAAAAUUCAAUCGAAAUUUCGGUAGUGCCAACAAAAACAACAAGAAUUGUAAUGCCGGCGAUGUCAUUGACUUUAACCCAGAGCAGCGUAACGAAUCGAAAAUGCGAGGGCGUGUCCAUAGCCGCAAAUUGAAUCUCAAAGUAUAUCAGCUUCUUUCUUCAAAUAGACGAAGGUUACUUGCAUCCCGCAAAAUUGAGUUCGAAAAUAUCCAUUACGAGGAAACCCGCACCCAGUGGCUGGAAUUUGAUGUUACCAAAGCAGUUCGCGGUUGGUUAAACAAAACUCAUGAAAAUUUGGGCAUAGAGAUUCAAUGCGAUAGAUGUAGGAGUAUAGGAGCUCGCAUAUUAAGCGAUGUAAGCUCGCCGACACCAUUUAAAUCUGCAUCUGCCAAGUCAGCAGCUACGGACAGUGACCGGUUUCAUCUUAUGCCAGUCCUAAAUAUCAUCGGUCACGGGAACAUGCAAAGCCAUCGAGAAGGUGACCUCGGGGUCGGAGUGCAGCAUUUAGUGGUGACUAAUAAUAGAAGCGAUAAUUAUUUUCAUCAUCGUUCGGACCAGGAUAUGGGUUGGCGUAGAGAAAAGUGGAAUAAUAGUUGCUAUAAGGUGCACCAACGAUGCUGUAGACACCAGUUAGAUGUGAUCUUCAAGGAAAUUAAGGGCUUUGAGUUCAUAUUACAACCAAAAAUGUUUGAUGCUGGUUACUGCCAUGGCCGCUGUCCACCGCGCCACAACCCUGCCCAUCACCAUGCACUCUUGCAAAGUCUUAUAUGGCAACAAGAUAGCAGUCGAGCGCCUCGUCCCUGCUGUGCCCCCUCAAAGCUUGAAGUCCUAGAAAUAUUGCAUGUGGACGAAGAGCACACUGAUAAGCUAAAGAUUUCAACAUGGAGUGACAUGCAAGUUCUGGAAUGUGCCUGUUCAUAAAUCAAUUUAAAUUUAUUUGAGACGUAAAUUAUCAAUUUAAAAAAAUUUGUAUUGGUAACUUAUAUGUUUUCCAAUCAACACCUUUUUUGCAGCAUUCAAAUAUAUUAAAAAGCAAACCAUUUAUGGCAAUAGCUCA